AUGUCUUCGCUGACCGUCACCAGAAGCGCUAUUGAAAGGGCGAAGCGAUCGCGCGACUGGUCUUUGGGACUCUUCUUUCUUUUCUGCGUGGUUGGACUCUGGGUUUUAUCGUCAGUGCUGCUCAACGACCUGUUUGAGAAAGACAUCUAUUCAAAACCGUUUUUCAUCACAUGGAUAAACACUGCAUCCUUCGCGCUCUAUCUCAUUCCCUACCAUUUGUCAAACCACACGGAAUUUGAUCUCGAUGCAGAAUAUCUACCGCUGACUGUCAAAGAGACUAUCCAGUUGGCAUUCUGGUUCUGCACCUUGUGGUUCCUGUCUAAUUUAGUCACAAACGCAUCGCUACUAUACACCUCCGUGUCCUCCCAGACCAUCCUAUCAUCGACGUCGUCCUUUUUCACCAUGAUAGUUGGCGCUUUGUUCCUGAUUGAGCGCAUUAAUAAAACAAAGCUGGCCUCUAUCGUGAUGUCCUUUGUCGGCGUUGUACUUGUCACCCGCAACGAUGACCCGUCGCCAACCGAAACCAAACAAUACGUUGUUAUGGGCAAUAUUCUUGCAUUAUCGGGCGCCUUCCUGUACGGAGUCUACUCAAUAUUGCUCAAGCUGAAAAUCAAGAACGACAGCAGAAUCGACAUGAGACUUUUCUUUGGCUUUGUCGGUAUCUUCAACCUGCUAUUCUUAUGGCCACCGUUAGUUUUGCUGGACAAAAUGGGGUACGAGAAAUUCGAGCUCCCGCCAACCUCGUACGUGUAUUUCGUGGUCAUAUUCAAUUGUGCCAUCUCGUUUCUCGCGGAUUUCCUCUGGGCCCGUGCCAUGCUUCUCACGUCGCCAUUGACGGUCACGCUAGGUUUAUCGCUGACAAUACCAUUUGCCAUGGUGUGCGACUUCGUGUUCAAACACAAGGUCAACUCAGGGGUGUAUAUUAUGGGAGCGUUGUUUAUUUGCUUGUCUUUCUACUUUGUGAACAAAAGUGAAAGCGAGCAGUAG
Messenger RNA from Ogataea parapolymorpha DL-1, 987 nucleotides. Its product is annotated as Permeases of the drug/metabolite transporter (DMT) superfamily. The record is from RefSeq and is a predicted model, not a curated record. NCBI's taxonomy places the organism in Eukaryota, Fungi, Ascomycota, Pichiomycetes, Pichiales, Pichiaceae. The transcript has a single exon. Bases 1 to 987 code for a protein of 328 amino acids. Gene Ontology annotation, biological process: regulation of peptide transport.